Nematolebias whitei (Rio pearlfish) is the source of this 2045-nucleotide messenger RNA. It is a transcript of the gene p4ha3, whose product is annotated as prolyl 4-hydroxylase, alpha polypeptide III. Gene Ontology annotation, molecular function: protein binding; iron ion binding; procollagen-proline 4-dioxygenase activity. Gene Ontology annotation, cellular component: endoplasmic reticulum. The record is from RefSeq and is a predicted model, not a curated record. Gene Ontology annotation, biological process: peptidyl-proline hydroxylation to 4-hydroxy-L-proline. Bases 1 to 1842 code for a protein of 613 amino acids. Lineage: Eukaryota; Metazoa; Chordata; Actinopteri; Cyprinodontiformes; Rivulidae. The transcript is spliced from 15 exons.
AUGAGAAAGUCCAGAGAGCACAGGAAGGCUGUAGAGCAAGAAGAGCAGCUGAAUGGGGCACAGAUAAGGUUCCAGAGGUUCACGAGGAGAUCCAAGCACACUGGUAGGUCUCAGGAGGAUGACUGGAAAGAGCAGAUAAAAAGUGACGCCCACGUCUUGAUGCAGCCAUACACCAAAAUGGAAGUCAGGACGUUACUUAUUUUCGAAGUUAGGUGGCUUAAAAGGUUUACAUAUAUAUGUCUGUACUUAAUCUGGACUCUGGUUCUGAUCGGUCGCUGCUGGGGAGAAAUGUUUACAUCUCUGCAGAAUGUGAAGCAGGCGAUCCGAUCUGAACGGAAACUGAUCGAUUACCUGAGGACUUAUAUCGAUCAGGAGUCAGAGAGACUGCAGGACGUCAGGCGUUUUUAUGCCAAAGUGUCGGACCUGCACACAGAACUGUACGAAGAGUCUGCAGCAGCAGUGGGGAACCCGUUGGUGGCCUUCACUCUUAUCAAACGUUUGCACUCAGAGUGGCUAAACGUGGUUUACAGCAACGAAGCUGAGAGGAACGCAGAAGCACUCAGGUCCGGUUAUGAGGAAGUGCAGGCUGACCUGCCCAGAGUGGAAGACCUGCGGGGGGCUGCGAGGGGGCUGAUGAGGCUGCAGGACGUCUACGCUCUCCAAGUUUCAGGUCUUUCCAGAGGAAGAUUCCAGAGAGUCACCAACGGGGAAGUGAUGAACGUCUGCCUUCCUGCCGUGUCUGUCCCGCUGUCCGGAGAUGACUGCUUCCUGGUUGGAAAGGUGGCGUACGAGCAGGAGGACUACUAUCACUCGGUGCCGUGGCUGCAGGAGUCGGUGCGUCUCUUCAGGGGAGCAGGAGGACGGUGGAACCCUGAGGAUGAAGGAACUUUGGAACUUGCUCUGGAUCAUCUGGCCUUCUCCCACUUUAAAACAGGAAACGUGUCCUCCGCGUUGAGCCUGUCUCACGAGUUACUGCAUCACGACCCGAUGAAUGGACGAGUUUUGCAAAAUGUGGAAAAGUACGAGAAGCUGCUGGUUGCUGCGAGUCCACCCAACGUUAACGGGUUGAAGAGACCUGCCUGCACGUAUUUAAGGACGCGUGAGACUUUUGAGAGACUCUGUCAGACCCAAGGCUCUCAGCCGACAUUUUUCAAAAACCCCAGUCUGUUCUGCGACUACUUCACCAACAACCACCCCGCUCUGCUGCUGCGGCCCGCGAGACGGGAGGUGCUGAACCUGCAUCCGUUUGUGGUCCUUUACCUGGACUUCGUCACGGACGCAGAGGCCGAGGACAUCAAGAGGCUCGCUAAGCCUGGUUUGAGGAGAUCUGUGGUGGCAGCUGGAGAGAAACAAGCAACAGCCGACUAUCGAAUCAGCAAGAGUGCGUGGCUGAAGGACUCAGCAGGAAGCAUCGUCGAGAAGCUAGACCAGCGGAUCUCGCUGAUUACUGGUCUGAACGUAAAGCAUCCGCACGGCGAGUACCUCCAGGUGGUGAAUUAUGGGAUUGGUGGCCACUAUGAACCUCAUUUUGAUCACGCUACAUCACUGUCCAGUCCUGUGUUCAAGCUGGAAACUGGGAAUCGUGUGGCAACCUUCAUGAUUUAUCUCAGCUCUGUUGAGGCAGGAGGAUCCACCGCUUUUAUUUACGCCAACUUCAGCGUUCCUGUCGUUGAGAAAGCUGCCAUCUUCUGGUGGAACCUCCACAGAAAUGGCCAGGGGGAUGAAGACACGCUGCAUGCUGGCUGCCCGGUGCUUGUUGGCGAUAAAUGGGUGGCAAACAAAUGGAUCCAUGAGUACGGCCAAGAGUUCCAGCAUCGCUGCAGCCUGAAUCCUGAAGAGUGACACGAGUCAAAGUGUGCGUCGGGCCUUGGGGAGGACCAGCCUCUUUUUAAAUUGCAGGCAGAAAUGAGGCGACAGCCUGAGACAAGGAAGGGGCUGUGAAUCCCAUGAAGGGGCUUCCAUAGCAUCUGGGAUUGGAAUCCAGAGUCCCAAGGAGCCAGGAGCAAGCAGGGAGGAGGAGGAGAGAGGAAGGCUGGAAAUCAGAG